This is a messenger RNA of Dentiscutata erythropus, 333 nucleotides long. NCBI's taxonomy places the organism in Eukaryota, Fungi, Glomeromycota, Glomeromycetes, Diversisporales, Gigasporaceae. The record is from the annotation of a GenBank genome assembly.
AUGGCCGCUGAGAAAAAGAUCGAGGCUGAAGAUGUAGUCAAUUCAAAACCUGGUGUAACAAAUGACGAAUUUAAUCAGAAGACAUCAAAAAAACCACACGUUAAAAAUAAGCGUAGAAAAAAAAAGAAAAACGAUUCGAAAGCAACUGGAGUCACGACACAAAAUAAUAACGUGUCAAAUAACACUGAAAACGGACAAUCUUCAGAAAUUGAUGAUUUGGAAAAUGUGGAAAUUGAGUACGUAUUACAACCUCUGGAUGUAACUAACGAUCCUAACUAUGAAGAAUUCUCAAAGGUUUUUGCCCAUUUUCAGAUAACCCAAGACGAAACUGAG